AUCAUGCUGGACCUAGAGGCCAACACACUGCCAGGGGUCGUGGAAAUGAUCACUGACAGUCAGAUUGAGAACGGUCUCUUGAAAGCUGACCUGAAAGAUAAGGUCAUGUACACCUUGCUGAGGAAGCAUCGCCACCAGACCAAGAAAUCCAAUCUUCGCUCCUUAGCUGACAUUGGCAAGACGGUCUCCAGCGCAAGUAGGCUGUUUUCCACCCCGGAUAAUGCACGUAAUCCACUUGAGACUUCAGUGCCUUGUCUAAUGACUCGCAACUCAGAGGAGCUGUUGCGAGCCCCUGGAAGUCCAAGCAUGGGAUGGCCUAGUAGUCCAACCACCACACAUCGCAACUUGACAUCAAGCAGCCUGAACGAUAUCUCCGACAAGCCAGAGAAAGAUCAGCUGAAGAACAAGUUCAUGAAGAAGCUGCCCAGAGAUGCUGAAGCUUCCAAUGUUCUCGUUGGAGAAGUGGACUUUCUGGACAGUCCUUUUGUGGCCUUUGUGAGGCUGCAGCAGGCUGUCAUGUUGGGGGCGCUGACUGAAGUACCUGUGCCCACCAGAUUUCUGUUCAUUCUUCUUGGACCCAAAGGCAAAGCCAAGUCAUACCAUGAAAUUGGUAGAGCAAUUGCUACUCUGAUGUCCGAUGAGGUCUUCCAUGAAAUUGCGUACAAAGCCAAGGACAGACAAGAUCUCCUUGCUGGCAUUGACGAGUUCUUGGACGAGGUCAUUGUCCUCCCUCCUGGAGAAUGGGACCCCACCAUAAGGAUAGAGCCACCAAAAUCCCUGCCAUCCUCUGAUAAAAGAAAGAACAUGUAUGCUGGAGGGGACAGCACACAGAUGAAUGGAGACACGCCUCACAGCGGCGGACAGGGGGGCGGGGGGCACGCAGUAGGCGAUGAACUGAAGAGGACGGGGAAGUUUUGUGGAGGCCUUAUUCUUGAUAUCAAAAGAAAAGCUCCCUUUUUCUUCAGUGAUUUCUAUGAUGCGCUUCACAUCCAGUCUUUGUCUGCCAUUCUUUUCAUCUACCUGGGAACAGUAACCAAUGCCAUCACGUUCGGAGGAUUGCUGGGUGACGCCACUGAGAACAUGCAGGGUGUGCUGGAGAGCUUUCUGGGCACAGCGGUAACUGGAGCGGUGUUCUGUCUCCUGGCUGGGCAACCUCUGAUAAUCCUGAGCAGUACGGGGCCAGUGCUGGUGUUUGAAAGGCUGCUCUUCAACUUCAGCAGGGAGCAUGACUUCGACUACCUAGAGUUCCGUCUUUGGAUCGGUCUGUGGUCGGCCUUCUUCUGUCUAGCCCUAGUGGCCACUGACGCCAGCUUCCUGGUGCAGUAUUUCACCCGAUUUACAGAAGAGGGCUUCUCCUCACUCAUCAGCUUCAUCUUCAUCUAUGACGCCUUCAAGAAGAUGCUGAAGUUGGCUGAUUAUUACCCCAUCAACUCAGACUAUAAAAUCGAUUACGUCACGCAGUAUGACUGCAUGUGUAUGGCGCCCACUGUUGCCAAUUCUUCAGAUGUGUACACUGAUCCACUUGGUCCAACAUUUAUCUGGACCGUAAAUUACAGCGAUACACGCUUGAAUGCCAGCUGGUCCUCACUGUCAAAGAAGGAAUGCUUGAAAUACGGAGGGGAGCUAGUGGGCAAAGCCUGCAACUUUGUCCCCGACAUCACCCUCAUCUCCUUCAUCCUUUUCUUUGAGGAUUUACCAAAGAUCUCAGAGGAGUCCAGUGAAGAACUGGAAUGUAGCCUAACCCUGGGAGAGCUGUACAAGUCACUCCAUGAGAUGGAGUCUGGGAAAGCUCCGGGUAUAGAUGGGCUUCCAGUGGACUUUCUGAAGGUUUUCUGGUCGGAUUUAGGAGGUGACCUGCUAGAGGUAGCUAAUAACGUGGCCACACGUGCCAGCACUGCUGAGCUGUCCUUUGUUACAGAGAUUUUUUCACUGUGCUGUGAAGUUGAGGUGGUUUUCAAAGAGCUCCUGACAAUGAAUGAGAUUUCAGCUUCCUUUCUUCACACUGUUUCGCCCUACAGAAACAUCUCUUCAGAUCUAAAGGACAAAGUUCUUCAAGCUAACCAUCAGCUGCUGGUUUCGCAAAGCUGCGGCUGCCUGUCAGCCUACCAGACAGGGCCUUGA
Molecule: messenger RNA, 2121 nt
Organism: Carassius gibelio (silver crucian carp)
Lineage: Eukaryota; Metazoa; Chordata; Actinopteri; Cypriniformes; Cyprinidae
Product: electrogenic sodium bicarbonate cotransporter 1-like
Exons: 15
Coding region: 4-2121 (705 amino acids)
Biological process (GO): regulation of intracellular pH; bicarbonate transport; transmembrane transport
Cellular component (GO): basolateral plasma membrane; plasma membrane
Molecular function (GO): sodium:bicarbonate symporter activity; solute:inorganic anion antiporter activity; monoatomic anion transmembrane transporter activity
Source: RefSeq, a predicted model, not a curated record